Messenger RNA from Vespa crabro (European hornet), 2408 nucleotides. RefSeq lists its product as uncharacterized. The transcript is spliced from 2 exons. The record is from RefSeq and is a predicted model, not a curated record. Lineage: Eukaryota; Metazoa; Arthropoda; Insecta; Hymenoptera; Vespidae. The coding region runs from base 358 to 1557 and encodes 399 amino acids.
CUUCUAUAAUUUAAUUAUACGUAAGAGUCUCAACAAAUGCUCGGAAGGUGCCGAGAUAGCCUCUUUUAGUUUUACCAUGUUCGUCGAGGAAAGAGCAGUAGCUAAUAACUUUGCUUGUCCCUUUAUGCUUGAGUAGCUCUGAUUUGAAUCGUCGAAAACUUGCAGGUUUUUUUAAGUUCAUUAGUAGUUUGCACUUACGAUACGCACGUUGAAAACAAAAGUAUAUAAAAUAGAUAUACAUACGUACGUACAUAUAUAUAUAUAUAUAUAUAUAUAUAUAUAUAUGUAUAUAUAUAUAUAUAUUUACACGCAUACACACAUAUAUAUAUAUACGUGCAACGAAUAGAAAAAUUUACAAUGGAAGAUUCAGGCCAAGCGAACACCAUGAACGAAACGAGUCCUACAAUCGACGUUAAUAAUGAAAAAGAUAAGACCGAGAACGAUGAAUCGUCGGUCUCUAAGAUUACGAUUGAUUUGUGCGAAUUAAAACAGAUCAAUUGUGAGAUAGGUACCAAGGAGAUGUCUCAAAGUUGUUCAACAAAUUCAUGCAAUGAAGAAGACAAAGUGAAUAAUAAAAAUUGUUCGAACCCGUUGAAUGAAUCUCGGGAAGAGCAAAAGAACGAUCAAAAGAAUGUAGCCAAAGAGGGCGAUGAAAAAAAUUAUAAUGAAUGUUGUGCAUUAGAAGAUAAUACACAAAAAUUGAAACAAUGUUGUCAGAGUCCAUCCAGAGGAAAAGAGACAACGAGUAUGAAACAAAAACGUAAAUCCAGAUCUACGAGAAGACGAUUGAAUGCCAUGAUCAAUAAUACAUCCUUACAUUUCUCUGAUACGGACUCGGAAGGUGAAUUGGUCAUUAUGGAAGCUUAUGCACGUACUCCUCCUAGUCCUGCAAAGUCACGAGGACCUAUAAUUUCUGUGACAAUGGAGGAUAUUAAAGAUGGUUAUGAUAUAAUGGAGGAUAUGAAUCCUCGAUGUUUAACAAUAUCGUCGACUCCUGAAAUAAACAUAUCUCGACGUGGAAGUUUUGCGGAAAAUCUCACGGAUGUCGAUGAGAUUUAUACAAGUGAACCUGAAAACGAACAGAAACUAGAAGGAAGAAAGAGUUUGACCUUAACAGGAGUUACUUAUCAAGGUGAAACUGACGUCGAGGAUAUAUCAAAUGACGAGGAUGAACCGAUCAUUUACGUCACACCCAGAUUGGAUAUCUUGUGCGAGUUUGGUGGUGAGACUAUUACUACCAAGGAAGGGGAUGGACCAUUUUCCGUAGAGAUACGUAGUCGAAUGUCGAAAGAAAUAGAAGAUACUGAAGUCCGAAAUUCAUCUGAAACUGUGAUCAUGCCGAAUACGGACAGCGAGGAUAUGGAAAUAUCGGAUGAGGAUGAUCUACAAGUAGCUUCUUGUAGUCAUCGCGAUCUGUUCGAAGAUUUUGACGUUUUAGCAGGUUCUCAGAUCGUGAUGACGAAUGUUAAUAAGAUGGAUAACACGCUCGUUGUUUUGGAUAUUCAGGAAGAUGUCAACAUCGGUGAUUGUCAUACCGAUAUUGAAGAUGUAGAUUGAAUUUAAAAUGUGCCGAAUGAAUUUUAUUUAACGAAACGCGGAAUGUUAUGUAUCAAAUCGAUUAUUUGCUACCAAGGAUUACAAUCUUGUAUCCCUCCAUUAUCAUUUUGUUUUAUUUUUUCACGUCAGUCCGAUCUUUUGAUUUAUCUCAAUCGCAAAGAAUUUCUUCUUAUUGUGUUAUUCGUUUUCCUUUUUGCACCGUGCUCGAUCUAUUGAAAAUCUAUUGUUUUCUUGAUCUAUAAAAAAAACUUUGGUAAUGAUUAACCCUCGAUUGAACAUCGCUUUGGUCGUUCUCGUGACUAAAUAUUUUAUUCCGUGCAAUAAUCUUGCUUCAAACUCUCAACAAAAUUUCUUUUUCUUUUUUAACUUCUCAAAUUAUUUUCUCUUUGUUUUUGUAUUAUUAAUUAUUUAAUCAAAUGACGAAUAUCUUAUUUGAAUUAAUAAUCCGAAACAUAUGGAGAAUAAAAUUUAUUUAUCUUGGUAUGGUCAAUACUACUUAAGGGUUAAAUAAAAAAGAGAUUUCAAUAUUUCACGGAUAAAUAUUCUUUCAAAUAAAUUAUUUCUAAUCGUGGAACAGUGCUCUAAUGAUCAAUUGUAAUCCGUUCGAAGAAAAAAAUGAAAAAAAUUAAUAUCUUUUUUCGAGUACAAAUGAAACGAGUGCAAAUAUUUAUAUUUUUACACUUCUUCGCGUCUGUAUACUUUUUUCUGUUCGGCUAAAGAUUCAUUUUAACAUUUUGAUGCCGAUAAUAAUGCGAUAUUUUUUUAUGUACUUGUUAUACUUGCAGGCAGAACUGCCGUCAUCAACAUAAUCAUAGACAACCAUAUGGGAUAUUAAAUACAAAAUAACAGCA